CGAGCACGUGGAGGAAGAGUACGCGGAGGAAGAAGAGGCCCAGGAGGAAGCGUCCCCCCCGCCUGCAGAAGUCCCUGAGGUCCAUGAGGAAGUCCAUGAAGUUCAUGAACCAGAGGAAGUCCAAGAAGAGGAGAAGCCGAGACCCAGACUCACUGCUCCUAAGAUCCCGGAAGGGGAGAAAGUCGACUUCGAUGACAUCCAGAAGAAGCGCCAGAACAAAGACCUCAUGGAGCUCCAGGCUCUCAUCGACAGCCACUUCGAGGCUCGGAAGAAGGAGGAGGAGGAGCUGGUCGCCCUCAAGGAGAGAAUCGAGAAACGCCGAGCAGAGAGAGCCGAGCAGCAGAGGAUCCGGGCGGAGAAGGAGCGGGAACGCCAGAACAGACUGGCGGAGGAGAAGGCACGGCGGGAGGAGGAAGACGCCAAGAGGAGGGCUGAGGACGAUCUGAAGAAGAAGAAGGCGCUGUCCUCCAUGGGGGCCAACUACAGCAGCUACCUGGCCAAGGCAGACCAGAAAAGAGGCAAGAAGCAGACGGCCCGGGAAACGAAGAAGAAGGUCCUGGCCGAGCGGAGGAAGCCCCUCAACAUCGACCACCUCAGCGAGGACAAACUCAGGGACAAGGCCAAGGAGCUCUGGGACACCCUGUACAAGCUGGAGACCGACAAGUUCGAGUAUGGGGAGAAGCUGAAGCGCCAGAAAUACGACAUCACCAACCUCAGGAGCCGCAUCGACCAGGCCCAGAAGCACAGCAAGAAGGCCGGGACCACACCCAAGGGCAAAGUUGGCGGGCGCUGGAAGUAGAG
This is a messenger RNA of Capra hircus (goat), 801 nucleotides long. It is a transcript of the gene TNNT3, whose product is annotated as troponin T3, fast skeletal type. Gene Ontology annotation, cellular component: troponin complex. Gene Ontology annotation, molecular function: troponin I binding; tropomyosin binding; troponin C binding. Gene Ontology annotation, biological process: muscle contraction; sarcomere organization; regulation of muscle contraction. The record is from RefSeq and is marked provisional. Lineage: Eukaryota; Metazoa; Chordata; Mammalia; Artiodactyla; Bovidae.